This is a messenger RNA of Juglans regia (Persian walnut), 903 nucleotides long. RefSeq lists its product as uncharacterized. Lineage: Eukaryota; Viridiplantae; Streptophyta; Magnoliopsida; Fagales; Juglandaceae. The record is from RefSeq and is a predicted model, not a curated record. The transcript is spliced from 6 exons. Bases 65 to 769 code for a protein of 234 amino acids.
UUCACCAACGAAAAAGAAAAGCGAAGAAACCAACGUAUUUCUACACUAUCGAAGGCAUAGAAAAAUGAAUCCAAAACCCACGACUUCAAUUAGGGCUUUGGGGCAGCGCUCCAUCGCUUCGUCGUUCCCAGCUCGCUCUUCUGGUUUGUACUCUGGUUCUACUGAUUUUAAAGAAGACAAUCGGGACGAAGCUUCAAAGAAGAGCCGCCGCACGUCGCUCGCGGACUUCCUCGACAGGAAGCUGCACACUACUUCUGUGCUGCCCAGAACUGUUCAGGGGAAAUCAAGACCUUUCUCGUCGCCGCUGGGCCAGAGAAAAUCUAGUGGCUCCAUCGAUGGCCCUUUUGGGGCAAAGAAAGAUGGGGAAGCAAAGUCAAACUGCGUCAUCGACAAAGGGUUAUAUGAACAGUUCAAGCAUAAUGGUGAAGAUAAAGGAGAUCGUGAAGGUUCCUGUAGUGACGUGGGAUGUUGUAAGAUAGAUGAGGUGCCAGAAUCAAGAAAAAGGAGGAAUCCAUUUCAAGGUGGGCAUGAGAAACAUACUGCUCGAAAGCAUUUAUUAGCUCUUGGAGAUGAUCCAGAACCAAAGCGAAAAGCAGAGGAAGAGAGGUUUAUUAGCAAGAAGAAAUCAAGACCUCUUUACAAUCACUAUGCAAAUGGUCGUGGCUGGUGGGACUACAACAUGGAAGGUGUUGAUAACGAAGAAGUAGGCUUCAAUGAAGUAUGGGAAGGGGUGGGCUCUACUACAUUAGGAGGAAUAGAAUGGCAUUGACUUUGUUAUGUGUGAAAAGUCAUGCAAAUGCUAUGUCAACAUUGUUAGACAUACGGCUAAAAGAAAAAGAAAAAAAAAAAUAUCCUUGUGUCGUUCUUCUUUUCUUUUAUUUUUUCUUGGACUAUAGUAACUAA